Pochonia chlamydosporia 170 is the source of this 510-nucleotide messenger RNA. RefSeq names its product transcription factor Zn, C2H2. The record is from RefSeq and is a predicted model, not a curated record. NCBI's taxonomy places the organism in Eukaryota, Fungi, Ascomycota, Sordariomycetes, Hypocreales, Clavicipitaceae. Bases 1 to 510 code for a protein of 169 amino acids. The transcript has 2 exons.
AUGCCCAAGACCACUGCCCCCGGCGGUUCGCUGAUCAUGGCCAGUGAUCACAUUAGCGACUUCUUCGCUCAAUAUCCUGGAUUUCCCUAUGACCCCAAUAACGAGGUGUGGUCAGAGUAUCAUCGUCUUGUUCGACAUGUUGGAUGGAAACCGGAGGGGAAGAAGGAGAAGGCUGCCAACAAUGCUUUCCGGGCUGCACUUGGAAGGCAAUUCUCGUACCAAUACGGCACAAGUGACAACAAGUUGGAGAAUCUUCAACGUCUCUGCCAAAAAUUGGGUGUUGAUCCCAUCCCCGCCAGUGUAGCCGCAUGCAAAAAGGUUAUCGGAAAGUUUCAUGUGAAUAUUAUCGACUUUAUUGACUGCGAACGAACUGGUAAUCCGGUCCAUGUGUUUAAAACCGUUCGACAACUCGCAGCUUACACCCAACGCGAGGGCAAAAUCUUUUCAAAGAAACAAGCCAAGAACAACGCCUUGUUACGUUUUCUGCUGCGCUCCAUUUUCAAUCACUAG